UCCUGUAAGAUAAGAUUCCUCUGAAGUCGUCUUUCCAUAAUUUGUGGAACUUUCACCAGUGUAUGAAGAGCAGAGAUGGAAUGGGGAAAGGAGGAUUAUUUACCAGAGGACAAAGGUUUAUGAAGUAUCUGCCUUAGGAAAGUGCAUUUGUAUCCUCUUGUUUCUGGCCUUAAGGAAUGUCUUCCCUGCUAGACGCACAGACUUCUAUAUCCAGUAGGCACAGAACGCCUUCUGUGGCUCCCCAUAUAAGAUCUCAUGAGAUGAUUCUUUUGAGAGAUAGUCCCUUUAUUUUAUUGAUGCUUUCCAACCUCAUUAUUGCCUUUGUUAAAUUCUAGGACCCUGUCCCCAAAUCUCCAGGGGGUAGGGCUUAUGAGUGCAUUUUCAACAAGUGUUCCUGAUAAUUAGGAUCUGCCAGUCCAGCCCCCAAGCAUUUGAAAGCCCUGUUGUGAGCCCUUUGCUAAGUGAGACAAGGAGCCUGUUGGGCUGCUGGGGGUAGAGUGGUAAUGCUUCUGGGUCCUUCCUUGGAUUCUCUAUCACCCAUCAAAUCCUUCUGAGAGCAUGAACUUAUAUUGGAAAGAACAUCGUGAUGCAAUGAGUACCCAGAAUGCUGAGUACAGAUCCUGGCAGAACCAAUUCUCUGGGCCGGUUCACUUCUCUGGGCCUAAUUUCUGUAUUCAAACUGGGAAACCUGGGUUUGAUUCGAAUUGCAGAGGGCUGACCCAAGACACAAUGCAAGCCACUUGAAAUGCUACGUUGAGCUCACAUUGUGAUUUUUUUUUUUUGUUUUGAAAUUGAAGCUACAUUUAAAAACCAAGAGAUGUUACUGACUUCUAGUUUGACCCAUCUACACUGUCACAGGACAAAUGUUUACUGAAGCUGAGAAGUCACUGCCCCUUUAGACAAAGUAUAUAUUAUCAAGCAUUCCACAGUCUCCACCAUUCCCAAUUGUUCCUCCCUAGGAAGCUUCAUUCAUUCACUGUUUUUCGGCCUUCCUGGCCCCUGGAAGUAGCCAAGUUUGAGGUCCCUGAUUUACCAGAUCCUAAAAGUCUAAAGCCUACCAAAUGCUCUUCCCCAGUACAAGAGUUAAUCAUCAACUGCUUCUUAUGUAAAUCAGAACAGGAAAGUCUUGCUUGGUGAAAAAUCCUUUGGAGAUCUUGUUCUGGUACUAUUCUUUAUGUAUUCUGUGUCCUCUGUUUGUCUGCUCAACAUCUGCUUACUAUCAAGAAGCCCUUUCUUGUCCAAUCUGAAGCUCUCCAAGGCCAGCAGCGGAGUUCAUGCAGGCCAGCCAGAUGACUGGUGAUUGGGUAUAUCCAGGUCAAGCCCUAAUUUGGGCCAUUUGGAUCCUUGCAACCAUCGUCAGGGGUGAGAUGUUCAGGGCCAUGGCUGAAAUGCCAGAGAGGAUCACCAGCAUGGGAUGGGUCAAGGGGAAGCAAGUCUCUGUGCUGGGAAGCCAAGUGCUUGUGAACGUGUUCCUUGGGAUCCCUUAUGCUGCACCCCCUGUGGGACCCCUGCGAUUUACGGACCCUCAACCUGCAAGUCCCUGGGAUGGCUUGCGUAAUGCCACCUCCUACCCUCCAUUGUGCUUCCAGAACACAGAGUGGCUGUUAUCACAUCAACACUUUCUCAAGGUGCAUUAUCCCAAAUUUGGAGUGUCGGAAGACUGCCUGUACCUUAACAUCUACGCGCCAGCACAUGCUGAUGGGGGCUCCAAUCUCCCUGUCAUGGUGUGGUUUCCGGGCGGUGGCUUCCAGAGCGGCUCAGCCUCCAUCUUUGAUGGGUCUGCCCUGGCUGCCUAUGAGAAUGUGCUGAUCGUGACCGCCCAGUACCGGCUGGGAAUAUUUGGCUUCUUCAGCACACAGGACCAGCAUGCCUCAGGGAACUGGGCCUUCAAAGACCAGGUGGCUUCUCUAUCCUGGAUCCAGGAGAACAUCAUGUUCUUUGGUGGGAAUCCUGGCUCUGUGACCAUCUUUGGAGAGUCAGCUGGAGCCAUAAGUGUUUCUGGCCUGAUUCUGUCCCCCAUGAGCAAUGGCUUAUUCCACAGAGCCAUCAUGGAGAGUGGAGUGGCCAUCAUCCCAUACCUGAAGUCCCAGGAUGUGGAGAGAAAGGAGGAUAUGCAGAUCAUUGCAGAAGCCUGUGGCUCCAAUGCCUCGAACUCCCAGGCCCUACUGAAGUGCCUCAGGGCAAAAUCCCCUGAGGAGUUGCUGAAUCUCAGCCAGAAAGCAAAACAUUUCACUCGAGUGGUUGAUGGUAAAUUCUUUCCUGAAGACCCACUAGAUGUACUGAUUCACAAAACAUAUAAAGCAAUUCCUUCUAUCAUUGGAGUCAAUAACCACGAGUGUGGCUUCCUGCUGCCCAUGCUGGAGACUCCUGACAUCCUCAAAGGCUCCAACAAGACUCAUGCUUUUAACUUGCUACAGUCCUUCUUGAAAAUCUCUACCCAAUACUUGUACACUGUGUCUAAAGAAUACUUCCAUGACAAGAACUCCCUGAUUGACAUCCGAGACAGUCUCCUGGACUUGCUUGGAGAUGUGUUCUUUGUGGUCCCUGCUAUAGUUACGGCUCAAUAUCACAGAGAUGCUGGUGCCCCUGUGUACUUCUAUGAGUUUCAGCACCGGCCUCAGGUCUUUGAAAACACGAAGCCAGCCUUUGUCAAAGCUGACCACACGGAUGAAAUCCGCUUUGUCUUCGGAGGUCCCUUUCUGAACAACGACAUUGUCAUGUUUGAAGAACCCACCGAGAAGGAGAAAGUGCUAAGCAGGACCAUGAUGAAAUACUGGGCUAACUUUGCUCGGACUGGGGACCCUAACAGUGAUGACCUGCCCCACUGGCCAGCCUAUGAUGAGCAGGAGCAGUACUUGAUGCUGGAUUUGAACUUGAAGGUCGGAGAGAGAUUGAAAGAGCCCAAAGUGGUGUUUUGGACACAGACCUUCCCCUUGAUUAUGUCUCCAUCUGGAGAUCUGCUCAGCCCUCAUUCCUUUCUGAUCUUCCUUUCUCUGCACAUGGCUUUCUUGUUCUCGUUUCCUUCUUAGAAGUCAUCUUUGUGUGAUUCUGAUUUUCCCACUUCUGAGAUUCUUCCUCAGAUGAGCUGCUUUCUGUGGAGAUAUUUGUGGAAUAAGUGGCGUUAGCUGAUGCUUGACGACUUAGGAAUUGUCCUUUUGAUAUUCCUUUCAACACCACCCAAUGUAAUUGGCCUUGGAAGGCAACAGGAUCUCUUCAGUAAGUCUGAUGAACAGUGGGCCCCUUAGUUGUUAUAAUAAUGAUCUUGUGACUCCUAUGAAAUAAAAUCAGAAUGUGAAAUAUGCACAA
Molecule: messenger RNA, 3306 nt
Organism: Ictidomys tridecemlineatus (thirteen-lined ground squirrel)
Lineage: Eukaryota; Metazoa; Chordata; Mammalia; Rodentia; Sciuridae
Gene: Ces5a
Product: carboxylesterase 5A
Source: RefSeq, a predicted model, not a curated record